CCCUGCAAAGAAGGGAACUUAUCUGAGGAUUCUUGCUGCAGACACAGACAAACAAGGGAAAGUGAAAAGCGCAAAGGAGUAUCAAGUUUCAGAUACGGAACAGCCACUAAGAGCUGAGAACCAUGACACACACCAGUCCCUGCAGCUGCCUGGAGUAUGCGCUGCUUGUGCUGUGUAUACUGAAGGCUGCAGUUGCCUUCCCUAACUCCUCUCCACUACUGAAUCCCAGCUGGGGGAAUGGAGAUCAGCUGAUGCACUUGUACACUUCUACAGAGAGGAACAGCUUCCAUCUCCAAAUCAAUGCUGAUGGACACAUCAGUGGUGUUCCUCACCAAACCAUUUACAGUGCCUUAAUGAUCAAGUCUGAGGGUGCUGGCUCUGUGAUAAUCACAGGUGUGAAGAGUGGACGCUACCUAUGCAUGGACAUGAAAGGAGACAUUUUUGGAUCGCAUUAUUUCAGCCAAGAGGACUGUGUGUUCAACCAAAGGACACUGGAAAAUGGAUAUGAUGUGUACCAAUCUCCCAAACACAAUUUUCUGGUUAGCUUGGGCAGAACUAAGCAAGUUUUCUUCCCUGGUAUGAAUCCACCACCGUACUCCCAGUUUUUGUCCAGGAGAAAUGAAAUCCCUUUGUUUCGAUUCAACACACCUGAACCCCACAGAAACACUAGAAGUGCAGAUGUCGAUCCAAUGGAUCCUCACCAGAUCCUGAUCCCACAGAGAAAGGUCUCUGCAUUAGAUUCUCUGCUGCAGCUGCAAAUGGACUUUUCCCAUGUGCCCAGAGAACCCGUGAGAGUCAAUCAGAAUGAUGUAGUCAACCCAGAUGACCCACACGCUAUGAUGGAUGCCAGGAGGUAUGCUAGUCCUCGCUUCUACAUUACAAGAUGACGGCAACCACUUGCAAAUUGAUGACGCAGAUGAAUAUAAUAGACAGAAGUGCCUAAAACACUCAACCUGAUUUCUAACCCUCAAGGUGGCUGCUAGAAACCUGAAGAACAUUGACAAAAACCAAUUUUCUUUCAAAUUUUGUCCUUAUGCAUGACAGUUUACUGAAAAAGGGUGUUGCACUCUGCUCUACUGGAAAGAAGGUCCAUUUUCAAAAAGAAUAAUAUAAACAGAAUAUUUUACAGUCUGAAAUACCUUUAGUAUGCAUAAGGAAAACAGAAUUCACUUGAAUGUAAUGAUGAACUAAUUUUGUGUUACUGAUGUAUCUGGGGGAAGACAUGAGCCCUGGAGGAUUUGAAACGCCAGCAGGGGCAGAGAAUCUUCUUACUAGCUCACGUGCAAGCACAGCAAGACUAACUUACCAACAGUGUGUUAUAUCAUCAUUUAAAACUUAUUAUAUAUAUUUUUAGGCAUUGAGAUUGGAGCUUCAGUAUCUUUUUGUGCCCAUAGGAGUCAAGAAAUGACAACUCUGGUAUGAAAAAAACAACCAGUGCACAAUGUAAACUGGAGUAGCUGACAGGGACCAAAUGGUGUCGACAGUCAUUUCUGACACCUAUUGAACCCAAGCUGAGGUUUGGAAAAAAAGAGAAGUUGAGUCUCACCAUUCUCUCAAGUCCUCUGUCAUAUCUCUCUAUUCACUUAAUUAUAGCAACACAAUAUGGAAAUAUAAUUCCCAGAGAGAAGUACCAGGAUCAGUAGUAUGCCAAAAUGUUAGUUUAUUUUGCACAGUGCUGAAUUCUCUAGGA
Messenger RNA from Coturnix japonica (Japanese quail), 1690 nucleotides. RefSeq names its product fibroblast growth factor 23 (gene FGF23). Gene Ontology annotation, molecular function: growth factor activity. NCBI's taxonomy places the organism in Eukaryota, Metazoa, Chordata, Aves, Galliformes, Phasianidae. The record is from RefSeq and is a predicted model, not a curated record.